AUGGUUGCCCCAUUCACACAUACCGGCAUCGUCACCUUUGAUCCCGAGGGGGAUUUAACCACAGCCAGCGCGCAGGUGGCUGGCAAGGACUUCACAGUUUGUUCUGUGCGUAAUUUACGCACAAGUCCAGUGACAUGUUUCUGUGACUCCUGGUCAUUUAACGGUAUUAACCAAACACGUCCGUGCGUUUUCUUUUCAGAUUAUGGAGCGUCAGAUGUUACAAACUACUUCAACGCCGCAAACGCUGUACCGAGAGCGGAUAAAUGCGUGGCAAUACUGACCCACAGGAGGAAGAGGACCAACUUCACCCAGCAGCAGAUUGAGGUUCUGGAGAAGGUUUACUCAGACACUAAAUAUCCUGACAUCUACCUGCGGGAGAGGUUGGAGGCUCUGACUGGGUUACCGGAGUCCAGAAUUCAGGUGUGGUUUCAGAACAGAAGGGCCAAGUCUCGUCGCCAAGUUGGCGCAUCGGUGUCCAUGAAGGUCGCCAACCCGCCAGCAGCUGGCCCAUUCAGCCAGCUCCACAGCAGGAUGGGCCCAGAGAAAGUUUAUGACAGCAACCAUGGAGCCGAGGUACACAGGAUUGCAGGGUUUGGACUGGAAGACAGUUUCAGACCUCUGAUGCACCAAAACGCAGAGGACAUUCAUGGAACCAGUGUCCCCACAAAACCCAGCAGCUUUGAACACACAUCCCUCUCCUGCAUCUAUGACAAGGAGGGAGCCAGGGUGAAGCCCGAGCAGAUGCAGCGGCACGAGCUGAGCGUGAACGUCCCAUGCUGCAACGUCCACCUCUAUCCCAAGGAGAACGAGCAUCCUCCCAAGAUCGAAGCCAGCGUGACCGCCAACCAGAAUCCAAAGGUUUUGGUGGAAUACGACAACUUCCCACCCAACAAGACCAUUGGGCCAGAGAUGAAAGUUGUGAUUCCUCCCAUCCCGAGCCAGAAUACCUUUAACAGGUCAUCACCAAAGGAUAAUGGAUGCCAAAUCCAGUAUCCACGCGUGAGGGCCACAGGGGACUGGUUCAGCCACUUCUCCCCAAUCCAUGCCACUGAGGCACAGGACUUCACUGACUCGGACUCUGACUGGGAAAACGAGGCUAUGGCUGGCUUUGGUGGCUUCAUGUGAUGUGUUUUAGGAGAUGACAUAAAAAAAAAGCUACCUUUAUCAUAAGAGGCAGUAUACAGUUGUUUGUUUGUGUAAAAAGAAAAAUGUGUAUUUAUUGUAAAAUAGUAAUAAAACUGUCGAUUGUAUAAAAAAAGAGAAAAAAA
Micropterus salmoides (largemouth bass) is the source of this 1268-nucleotide messenger RNA. It is a transcript of the gene mixl1, whose product is annotated as Mix paired-like homeobox. Gene Ontology annotation, molecular function: RNA polymerase II cis-regulatory region sequence-specific DNA binding; DNA-binding transcription activator activity, RNA polymerase II-specific. The transcript is spliced from 4 exons. Gene Ontology annotation, biological process: endoderm development; endoderm formation; hematopoietic progenitor cell differentiation. The record is from RefSeq and is a predicted model, not a curated record. NCBI's taxonomy places the organism in Eukaryota, Metazoa, Chordata, Actinopteri, Centrarchiformes, Centrarchidae. The coding region runs from base 1 to 1125 and encodes 374 amino acids.